Molecule: messenger RNA, 2287 nt
Organism: Macadamia integrifolia
Lineage: Eukaryota; Viridiplantae; Streptophyta; Magnoliopsida; Proteales; Proteaceae
Product: F-box/kelch-repeat protein SKIP11-like
Exons: 2
Coding region: 356-1930 (524 amino acids)
Cellular component (GO): nucleus
Molecular function (GO): protein binding
Source: RefSeq, a predicted model, not a curated record
GUCGAGUGAGCUGUGCGUGGGAGAGGGAGAGGGAGAGGGAGAGGGGGAGAACUGAGAAGGGGAGGAGGGAAGGGAUAACAAGAGAUAAAGAAGCCCUGUAGAGUAGGGUCUCAACUCUCAAGACUUCACAGAUUUCGGGCUCGAUUUGCAGUGGGAAUCGCAAAAGGACGACUAAAGAAGGAACAGAGAAGAGAAACAGAUGAUAACAUCAUAAAAUUCCUGUCAAGGCAGGUCCUCUCCUUCUUCUAAUCCAAAUCUUGUGGAUUUCGUUUUGGUGCGGAAGAGAGGAGGCCUUUGUGCUGGUCGGUGUUGGAGUUGAUAAAUAUACCGGUGUUCCCGGUUGGAUUCGGGAGACAUGUUGGAGGGUCAGUCUUAUCUGAUUUCGAGGGCCUUGCCAAGCUCCUGUGAGCAAGAGAGUAAGUGGGCUUACAUGACUUACCAUCUCAUUGAGGUCUCAAAUGGAAAGCGUCAUUUAGAAGAUGAAGGGGAAGAAGCACUUGGGCAGAGAAAGUCAUCCAAGAUAUCUGACGCGAAUCAGAGAGAGGAAAUGACUCGACACCUGCAUAAUCUUUCCCAGCCUUCUGAAGACCAAACUCAUAGUAAGCGUCAUCGUGGGGAUCAAUCAGAUUCAAAUUCCCUCACCCAGUCGAACCGCUUUCUGAACAUGCAUCAGAGAGAGGUAAUGUCUCAAAAUCAUGAUGAUGUCUACCAGUCUACGGAAGACCAAUCUAAUAGUCAGCAUCAUGGUGGGGAUCAGUCAGAUUCGAGUUCCCUCAUCCAGCCCAUUGGACAGGAAAGCUCGAUCAACUGCCUUCUCCACACCCAUCACAGAGAUGAAAUGACCCAAAUUCCUGAAGACCAAUCCCAUGGUAGGCGUCAUCAUGGGGAUCAAUCAGAUUUGAAUUCCCUCAUCCAACCCAUUGGCCGGGACACCUCAAUCAAUUGUCUCCUUCUCUGUUCAAGGUCUGAUUAUGGUUCACUGGCCUCCCUGAAUCGGAGUUUUCGUUCUUUGAUUCGAACUGGGGAGCUUUAUAGGCUAAGACGGAUGAAGUGCAUAAUUGAGCACUGGGUUUAUUUCUCUUGUCAGCUCCUUGAGUGGGAGGCAUUUGAUCCCAUUCGUCGCCGAUGGAUGCAUUUGCCAAGAAUGCCUGCAAAUGAGUGUUUCAUGUGUGCUGAUAAGGAGUCCCUGGCUGUGGGUACUGAGCUUCUGGUAUUUGGGAAGGAGGUGACUUCUCAAGUAAUAUAUAGAUACAGUAUUUUGACAAAUUCCUGGUCUUCUGGCUUGAAGAUGAACGCCCCCAGAUGCUUGUUUGGGUCUGCCAGCCUUGGGGAGAUUGCGAUUCUAGCUGGAGGAUCUGACUCACAGGGGAAUGUCUUGAAUUCAGCAGAACUUUAUAACUCAGAGACUGGAACUUGGGAGACACUCCCAAGCAUGAAAAAACCAAGAAAGAUGUGCUCUGGGGUAUUUAUGGAUGGGAAGUUCUAUGUUAUUGGGGGAAGCAAUACAGAGCCACUCUCUUGUGGAGAAGAGUAUGAUUUGCAGACUGGAAUUUGGCGUGAAAUCCCCGGCAUGUUUCCUAUACAGAGUGGAGCAAAUGGAGGAACAGCACCACCUCUGGUUGCUGUUGUAAAUAAUGAGCUGUAUGCAGCUGAUUAUGCAGAAAACGAGGUGAGGAAAUAUGUGAAGGACGGUAACUCAUGGAUUACCAUUGGCAGAUUGCCUGAGCGGGCAGUCUCAAUGAAUGGUUGGGGGCUUGCAUUUAGGGCGUGUGGAAGCCAGCUUAUCGUUAUUGGUGGACCUAGGGCCUUGGGUGGAGGGAUUAUAGAGCUCAAUUCAUGGUCCCCGAAUGAGGGUCCACCACAGUGGGACCUGCUAGCCAGCAAGCAUUUAGCAAGCUUUGUUUAUAACUGUGCUGUGAUGGGUUGCUGAUGGGUAGGGUUUUGGUGACACCAUGUGCAUUAUAUGGGUGCCUCACAAUGGAUGAGAUGUACAAGAUGGUAUGAAAGGGUAGGAUCCUGGCCAAUGGGUAAUCUCCACCUCUUAUUUUUCCUGGGAAAUUUCAAGUUUCACUCCACAUUUAAAAGAAUGUUUUCUUGUAAGGAGAUCUUGAUUUUUCCUUCUUCCCCCACCCCCUUUUUUUCCUCUCUAUUUUUGUUGUCAUUUCUUUUUCUAUUGAAUUUGCAUCUUCCUCCUUUGUAUCGACCAAAGCUUUCAAAGGUGCUAAUCAUGCAGCAAAUUGAUAAGUUAAUAAUUGAAGCUCCAAUACAUCGGUAGGUUGUCAGGAAA